Penicillium longicatenatum is the source of this 210-nucleotide messenger RNA. RefSeq lists its product as uncharacterized. The coding region runs from base 1 to 210 and encodes 69 amino acids. NCBI's taxonomy places the organism in Eukaryota, Fungi, Ascomycota, Eurotiomycetes, Eurotiales, Aspergillaceae. The transcript has a single exon. The record is from RefSeq and is a predicted model, not a curated record.
AUGACUUCCGGAGAGGGUCGAGACACCGCAGAGGAUAUUUUGGCAACCGUCCAACGUAAUGAUAUCUAUGUCUUCGAUCUCGUUGCCGCACAGGCUCAGAUAACACCAUCAUCACAGGCCAUUGCUACUACCUGCGAGUCUCUUACAUACCAAGAAUUGAUGCGGCGUACUUCUUACAUGUCUAAGACCUUGCAGAAUGCUGGUCUUUGA